AUGUUUCUCACUGAUGAUGCAAUAUUAACUCGAAUUGACUUUCAAUGGAGGAAAAUCCAUACAAUUCAGUGGAAAGAAACUUCCAGCACAAUAAACCCGUGGAUGGAUGUAGCUCAAUACCGAGAUGCUGCCAGAGAAAAUCCCUUUCAAGACUUGGUCAAUUUUGUUUUAAAAUUCUUUUUAUUACCUCACUCAAACGCAGAAGUAGAGCGUUUAUUUAGUCAGAUGAAUAUUGUUAAGACCAAACUGCGGAAUAGAUUGAACAGUUCACUCAGUAGUGUAUUAACGAUUAGAUAUGGUUUGAAAAGAUUAGGGAAAUGCAGCUAUGAUUAUGAAUUGCCAGCAAAUGUCAUUCGAAAAACAGGCACUAUGAAAUCAUAUCAACAUUUACAGUUCGAAGCAGGACCAUCUUUUGAACACAAUGAAGAAAUUGAAGAAGUAAUGGAAUUUAGCGACGAAUGGACUUUUUGA
Centruroides sculpturatus (bark scorpion) is the source of this 471-nucleotide messenger RNA. RefSeq lists its product as uncharacterized. The coding region runs from base 1 to 471 and encodes 156 amino acids. NCBI's taxonomy places the organism in Eukaryota, Metazoa, Arthropoda, Arachnida, Scorpiones, Buthidae. The record is from RefSeq and is a predicted model, not a curated record. The transcript has a single exon.